This is a messenger RNA of Leishmania braziliensis MHOM/BR/75/M2904, 2637 nucleotides long. RefSeq lists its product as hypothetical. Bases 1 to 2637 code for a protein of 878 amino acids. The transcript has a single exon. Lineage: Eukaryota; Euglenozoa; Kinetoplastea; Trypanosomatida; Trypanosomatidae. The record is from RefSeq and is a predicted model, not a curated record.
AUGCUUGUCUGCGUGCGCGAGUUCGACAAGUCCGAGCUAUCGGCGUGGAAUCGCAAGUCGGUCACUCCGCAGCAUUUCGAGCGUUACUACUCUCUUUACGCGACUGAGACCAGCGUCACCAUCGUGGAUGUCGGGGACAGUCGCGCGCGUAAAACAGUGAACUACGAUGUCCUCACUAGAUCGUCGAUGCAGCUGCACGAGCAGGUCGUCGAGCCGCUCCUCAUGACAGUGCUGACCCCCAACCGCGCGUCACAAGCAGUUGUCGUGAUUGAUGGUCAGCCUUGGCAUCGUCGCUACACGCUACUAGAUCCCGUAGAGGGCCUCCUGGCGCGCACCGCACGCGCCGCUGUUGCCCAUCCAGAUAUCACCUCCGUGUCUGUGAGCGCUGUCACGCUGGAGGACAACAACACACUGACCGAUAUCAUGCCAGACCGGAACUUCGAUGCCGCGGGUGGCCAGCCAACCAUACUCGAGGACACACGGGAGCAGUUCACAUCGGUCGAGGACGCGCACUACAUUGUGUUGGACUCAGAAUCCACCUGGGACGGCGUGCUGCGCCGCAUGACUGCCGCCUUCCCCGAGCUCAAGCAUCAGGUCAUUAGUUUCAUUUUCGCGUUUCAUGAGUCGACCGGCUUGCCUAACACCACCAUGCAGUUUGUGUCCUUCACGGUGAACGAGGUCGCACGUGGGAUGAAGUCGUCUCGGCACGCUGUCUCUUCGGCGGCGGCCUUGGUGGAGUGCCGCUCACCAACGGUCACCUUCACGGCAACCAAGUUGCUUUAUCUUUUGAAGCCGACGCUGCUAGGCCAGCAACCGGGUGUGUGGGUUGCGUGCUUUUCCCCCGUCAGCUUGCUAGAGGCAACGGAGACGGAGACAUUCCAAGAGGCGUUCGCCGUGGCGCAAACGGCCGCGCGGCUGUACAGCUCCCGCAUUGCUGUUCUAAGCGGAUGUGGUUUUCCUCCGGUUGGCGGCCAUGUCUCGCCGAUAGUGGGUGCGAACGGCGUGCGCGAUUGUGCCGUUGAAUCUGCGCCGUUGUCAGGCGUGGAAGGCGGAGCUGUUCACCCGACUGCUGCGCCGUUUCGGUCAAGCCCUAGAGAAAAGCCGCAGGCUUCUUUCAUGGCUGCAUCUCGCGGUACGUCGGAGAAUCGCCAGCGUGACGAUUCCGCUCACCGCGCCGCUGAUCAGCACCACCUUGUGGACACGCCUGCCGCCAUGCAGGGGCGAAUUGAUGAGAGCGCCUACAGCUGCGCUGCUGCGUCGUCGGCGGCGCCCUCUUCAGACAACUCAAGGGGCGCAAAUGAUCAGUGUGCAGUGCCGGCAGAACCAGAGGUGCAGGGGGCACCUGCACCUCGCGAGGCGAUCCAACGUGGCGCCUCGCAAGAGCGCGCAGCCGCACGGUACGAGCUUGACACAUAUCGGGCGGUGAUGGAACGGGCUAUGGGCAAGCUACGCGCCGAGAUGCGCCAGUACGCGGGCGAGUUGCGCGACGCGAAGGAAGAGGUAAAGCGACAGAAGAAGAAGAGCCGUGAGCUGCAGUCAGAACUGGACGCGGUGCUGUCAUCCUAUGAUGCUGCUGUCAGCGAGAACGAAGGACUGCGCCGGGAGCUUCGUUCCCAGCAUCACAUGUUUGAGGACAGGCUUUUCGGGAUGUUGCAGGGAAACUUGUCCUGCCCAGCAGCACAACAACUAAGGGACAAGCAACAGGGAGAGAAACAGGCGAUGAUGACCCAAGAUGCAGAUGACCAGACGGCACGCGUUCUGCGAAGCGAUUUGGCACUCCGUGAUGCACGCGUGAAAGAGUUGACGGAGCUCGUCGGGCUUCACCAGAGUGAGAUUCAGGUGCACGUGGCGAACGAGCAGAGGUAUCGGCAGCGAAUUCUCGAUCUCGAGUCGGAGUUGCGCGAGAAAGAGCGAGAGGCCAUUGCCGACAAGGCCGCUGUAAAGGAGGCGCGGCGUGCGGCAGACGCUGUACAGGCAGCAGCUGAGGCGCUGCCAGCGCUGUCACGUGCCGCACAGAUGAGCAGCGCCACCGCACAAGAGGACCUACGUAGCGUGGAGGAGCGUGCCACAGAGCUAGAGUAUCGACUACGUGACACACUUGACGAGUUGCAGAGUGAGCGCACUCGGCGGCUGCGCCUCGAGCACCUCAUGAAGCGACGCGAAGAGGAGGAGGUGGCGCAAGCGGCACUCCAAGAAGACGAUAACCGUCUGCGAGACCUGCAGCAUACAUACGAGAUGCAACUUCGUGAGCUGAAGGCUGAGAUGACCGAUUUUCGAGCAGAGGUCUUGCAGCACCUGCCAAAGGCGUCCGUGCCGCCAAACCUCGGUGGUGCCUCCACUAACGCCACCACGCCAGUAGACCGUCAAGGCCGUGAUGACCCUGCGGGUGUCAACCUGCAGCGAUUGACACCGCCGUGCAUGUCUCCCAUCCCGGAUGCUUCUUCGACGAACUUCUUGCAUGCUCGCGACGACGUCUCUGUGCAGAGUCAUGAGGGCACUAGUACGGCUGCGGCACUCUUGCAGCAGCGCCGCCAGCGGAGCGUACAGUCCUUUGAAGAGUUUAUGCAGGAGGAGCCGCAGUAUAAACUACACCGCGCCCCUUAUUUGCGCCGGCGUCCACGUCCCCCUGCUGCGUAG